AUGAUUUGCACCACACACAGAGGCUGGUGGGGCUUGUGAGUGUCAGAGCGAUCAAACACACUGGAUCAUCUUUCAUUCACUGUUGUGCUGCUGUAGUGGCAGCUCCUCUCAGCUCCUCUCAGUAGUGGGGACAGCAGAAACCUGAUCAGUGGUGGGUUUUGACGGGUGCCACAUCAUUGAAGAAAGACAAGGACCCGAGUCCUGCAAUGAUUAGAACUAGUGCUGCUUUUGAGGGACUUUCAGGUCAGGACAUGGACAGCAGGACUGCUAAUUUUUCACAAUCAAAAAAUAGGACUUAUGUUUAUCUGUGGACCAACAGGCAGUUUCAGCAGGAGCAGGUUGAAUGGGAUGAUGUGAAUAAACUUCUGCAGCAUCAUGGUUUUAAACCUGUGUACUUUGCCGAUCCUGUUGAGAAUAAGAACCUUUUAGAUUUAGUUCUGCUGGACAAAAAGUCAGCUGGUGAGAUCAGGACGACUCUGAGGACAAUGCUAACAGACUCUGAGAGGAGACAAGCCCUCAUCCAGGAGCUCAUCAAGUCCAACAACCAACUCAAAGAGGAGGUUCAGGAGCACAUGAGUCAAGCGGCUCAUCAGUCUCAGAGGGCCACAGAGCUCGAGGGGCUGCUGGACGAAGUGAAGGCCAGAGUCCAGGACCUGGAGGACCGCUACCUUGGCAAGGCCGUCCAGCAGCACAGCCAGACACAACAACUGCAGCAGGAGAAACAAGAUGCACAGAGACGGUGUCAGGUUUUGGAGCAGAAGCUCUCUAAGCAGAGGGAGGAAGCAGCCCAGAUUCAGAGGAAACUGUAUUUUACCAUCAAAGAAGAAGAACGACGAUUAGCUCGUCAGAGUCAGACAUUCCAGCACAUCUGCAAGAAAGUCAGCCAGCAAACAUCUGCAGCAGACCAACAGCUGCUGGAUGUGAUCGACUUCUACGAGACUAAAAUGACUCAGCUACUGGAUGAGCUCAGAUCUGUCAAAGGAGAAUCAGGAGAUCAAACAAGAAGUAAAACUUCCAGCAAUGCUACUCCGGCUUUCAAAACCAUUCUCAAGGCCUAUGAGAAACAGCAAAAGGAAAGCAAAGCUCAAAUAGAAGAGCUAAAGCAAGAGCUGGAAACAAGGCCCACACUGAAAGACGUGAAGUUCUACAAACACAAACUCCGCCGUUUGGAGGGAUUAAACAAACACAAUAACACGAGACCGCCAAAAGAGGACAACACAACUGACAUCCAGAGGUUGGAAGCUGGAAACAUCAGUGACCAAGACAGAGAAGCCACUAUGUGUGACCACUAUCAUCAUCUGUUGAACGAGAUCAGCGCCAUUCUGACCAAUCCCAACGCUCCACUACGACUGCACAGACCCUCCUCUGUUACUCUGAAGCCGGCUGAGUUUCAGGCUGUCCUCCCUACACUGGAGGCCUGGGCCCAACAGCUCCACCUGCUGAAGGACCUGCAACACAGUUUAAAUAAACUGACUGCCAGACUGAUGGUGGGGCAGCAGUGGGACGGUGGACGUCAUGCUGCAGAAGCUGUAAAGGUGGAGGACAUGAUGUUGCUAGUGGACACCAUGCUGGAAUACACCUCUACUGAUGAUCAGAAGUGUGCGCAGCAGGUGCUCAGAAGCCCCACUCGCUUCACUCUGGGCUCCAUGGUGUCUCACUUCCAAAAGCUGUUUGACGUGACCUCCCUCAGCGGGGUCUACCCACGUAUGAACGAGGUCUACACCAGGCUGGGAGAGAUGACCAACGCCAUGAGGAACCUCAGAGACGUUCUACAGCUAGACAGCAGGGUUCCUCCUGCUGAGGUGGUGAACACGGUGGCCAGACUGGUCUCCUCCUCUGAAGACACAACUGGGAUCCACAAUCUGCUGGGAGACGCCGACAUUGACAGUAUCAUCGUCAAGGUGAAGCAACACGAGGAGUUCUUUCCCGCCUUUUAUUCACUUAUUCUGGACAUUUUACACACUCUGGGAGGCAGCAGAGAUGGUGUCACCUCACAGCAGGAGUCAGUCGUCUGGACGACAUCCUUCCAGCUCUCAAGUCUUUGAAACAAACUGACAGCGACUGAAGUGUGUGCUGCAGGGUUUUAUUUUUUCAAUGUCAUGACUGUAGAGAGGGAUUUCUGGUUUUUAAGAAAUCAUCACAUGAUCAUGAUCCACAUGCGGGUAAAGCUAUAUUGACAUGACUGUUUUUUAUUGUGAAUAAUAACCAUAUCAGACACUCAUUGUAUCAGUACUGAAUCUGUUCUAACUUUUUGAUAUGAACGACUACAAUAAAACUAGCUGAAAAACUAA
Thunnus maccoyii (southern bluefin tuna) is the source of this 2291-nucleotide messenger RNA. It is a transcript of the gene cep70, whose product is annotated as centrosomal protein 70. The transcript is spliced from 17 exons. The record is from RefSeq and is a predicted model, not a curated record. Gene Ontology annotation, molecular function: gamma-tubulin binding. Bases 207 to 2045 code for a protein of 612 amino acids. Lineage: Eukaryota; Metazoa; Chordata; Actinopteri; Scombriformes; Scombridae. Gene Ontology annotation, cellular component: centrosome. Gene Ontology annotation, biological process: regulation of microtubule cytoskeleton organization; cilium assembly.